UACACAAAACGCCGCAUCAUAGGGAGUUGUUGACUGGAAGACAACACCCGAUAAGCAGCGGAUGUCGCAACAUUUUUCACUGGUUUAUUUAACGACGAUAAGCGGUUCUGAUACCUCUCUAAAAAUCAUUAAGGCAUGAAUAGUGAUUUACAGAUUUAAUUGCCGAUUGUGACCCGAGCAGGUCAGUUUUCCAAAGAAACCAAACAUGGCCCUUAACAGUGCGAGAAAAAUAGCUGAAAAGUGCGGCAAAUGUGCGGAAAGAAGAUGGUUCAGUCACUUCGCGUAUAGUCCUGAUGAAAAUGUUAACAUUGCGGGUGAAAAGGCCAAGAUGAACAUGUUCCAAGCCAUCAACAAUGCUUUAGACUCGGCGCUGCGGACCGAUUCAAAGGCGAUAGUAUUUGGUGAAGACGUGGGCUUUGGAGGAGUCUUCAGAUGCACUUUGGACCUGCAGAAGAAGUACGGCAAAGAGCGCGUUUUCAACACCCCGCUGUGCGAGCAGGGCAUCGUGGGCUUCGGAAUCGGGGCGGCGGCCGCAGGCCUCACUUCCAUAGCGGAAAUCCAGUUCGCCGACUACAUUUUUCCUGCCUUCGAUCAGCUAGUUAAUGAGGCUGCUAAGUACCGGUAUCGGAGCGGAAGUCUGUUUGAUUGCGGCAGGCUGACAGUGCGAGCGCCUUGUGGGGCCGUAGGCCAUGGGGCGUUGUACCAUUCUCAAAGCCCCGAGGCGUAUUUCGCUCACACGCCCGGACUAAAGGUGAUAGUCCCCAGAGGCCCGAUCAAAGCCAAAGGGCUGCUGUUGAGUUGCAUCCGCGAUCCCGAUCCCUGCCUCAUCUUCGAGCCCAAAGUCCUCUACCGGGCUGCAGUGGAAGAGGUGCCGCUCAAUGACUAUCAGCUGCCGCUCGGCAAAGCCGAUGUCCUGGUUAAGGGGUCCGACUUGACGCUGAUUGGCUGGGGGACGCAAGUGCACGUGCUUAAAGAAGUGGCCGCUUUGCUAAAGCGCGACUAUCAAGUGUCGGCUGAAGUGAUCGACUUGGUUUCCAUCCUGCCCUGGGACGUUGAAACUGUAUGCCAGUCUGCCGGAAAAACAGGACGAGUCCUGGUCGCGCACGAAGCCCCGUUGACUGCAGGAUUUGGAGCGGAAAUUGCAGCAACCAUACAGGAAAAUUGCUUCCUCAGCCUGCUAGCGCCGGUUUGUCGAGUAACGGGGGCAGACACCCCAUUCCCCCACGUGUUUGAGCCGCUGUACCUGCCAACGAAAUGGCGGUGCCUCGACGCCGCCCUGCAACUGAUCAACUAUUAAACCGCGAACUCCAUAACGAGGCAACAUGUUUAAUGCAUGUAACUUACUAUAAUGUACACAUUUUUUAUUUAAAAUAUAUACUCAUAUGCGCUCUA
Molecule: messenger RNA, 1392 nt
Organism: Dendroctonus ponderosae (mountain pine beetle)
Lineage: Eukaryota; Metazoa; Arthropoda; Insecta; Coleoptera; Curculionidae
Gene: BckdhB
Product: 2-oxoisovalerate dehydrogenase subunit beta, mitochondrial
Exons: 7
Coding region: 206-1297 (363 amino acids)
Biological process (GO): branched-chain amino acid catabolic process; response to nutrient
Molecular function (GO): catalytic activity
Source: RefSeq, a predicted model, not a curated record